Molecule: messenger RNA, 11095 nt
Organism: Parasteatoda tepidariorum (common house spider)
Lineage: Eukaryota; Metazoa; Arthropoda; Arachnida; Araneae; Theridiidae
Gene: E(bx)
Product: nucleosome-remodeling factor subunit NURF301 E(bx)
Biological process (GO): regulation of transcription by RNA polymerase II
Cellular component (GO): NURF complex
Molecular function (GO): RNA polymerase II cis-regulatory region sequence-specific DNA binding; zinc ion binding
Source: RefSeq, a predicted model, not a curated record
UUUACACUGUGUAAUUAUAAGCUUCAAAAAUAAACAUUUGUGAUUGUUAACACACUUUUCAACAGUGUGACAAUUUGCUAGCAUCCUGAAUUAUUGUUUUUAUAUUUUAAAAUGGCUAUUUAGUUAAAAAUAUGUAACGCGAUCUCUGAUUGGUUGGCGAAAUUGUGCAGAGCAUCCAAGAUGGCGCAAUGUUAUUUUUGUUGAUGAAAAAUAUUUUCGAAAUCUGAAUAAUAUUGUAAAAUUUUUGUUGAAUAACCAUCAUUACUGACAUCAUUGUAGAUCUCAAGAGCAAAAACUGUGCAGAUUGGUAAUCAUUUGAAGUAUAAUUCUGGAAAUCUCUUUGUUACCCGCCAACUAGAAGAUCGUUCUCGCAACCGUUAGAUGCCCAGGCACGCUAGUAGGACUUACAGAGGAACUCCUUUACCCUUGCUAUCCUAUUAAACCUAUUUUUGAAUUUCAAUGUAAGUAAGAUGAUUAUUUUUGAGAAAAAUGUGUUCUAGUACUGUUGUGAAGUGUAUUUCACUGAAUUGAAGUUAUAAAAUCGACUUAAUUUGUUGACAAUUAGAUUCGACGUUGUCAUAGUUAGGUCACGUGACUGCCGAAAGCCUAUGGCAAUAAUGGCGUCAAUAAAUAUUUUCAUUUUGAAAAGUAAACGCUAAUUGCGUGCAUCCUUGUCAAUCAAGUUUGGUGUGAAAAUCAAUCAAUCAUGAUCAUAUUUAUGAAUUUUGAUAAAAUCUAGUAAAAAUGUCAGGAAGAGGCCGACGAGGUCGCGGACGACCUCCGAAAAGAGCAGCCAUUUCGCAUAGAUCUAAUUUACAAAAAAAACCAAGAUAUUUAUACGCUGGUUCGGGUAAUCAUGGUUCACGACUAUCAACAAAACCAGGUGAAAGUAGUCCGUCUCGUAGGGGGUCUCAUGUGCAUUAUCGAGGCAGAUUACGUGAUAAAUCAAGCCGAGGACGUAAUUUUUUCUCAUCACAUUUAUUAGACUAUGAUGGAGAAGAAGAAUAUGAUGAAAAUAUAUCCAGUGAUGACAGUGAAUUUCAAAGGGAUGAAGAGAUCGAAGAUGAAGAUAAUGAAUCGGAGGCUAGUUAUGCUGAAUCCGAUGAAUUAAGUGUAUAUUCUCAAAGUAGUUUUAGCACAAUUUCCAGCUCAACACCAGCAAAAAAGAAAUGGUUUAAAAGAGCAUCAACUCCUGUAUUUCUUCAAGAAAGAGAGUUACCUAAAUUGAUGCUCCCGAAAUCUAGUGAUGACUUGUUGAUUACAACUGAUAAUUUAAUGCAAGCUUUAGGAGUCUAUGAAGUGCUUAGACAUUUUAGAAAUAUUUUAAGACUAACACCUUUUUUAUUUGAAGAAUUCUGUGGUGUUUUGUCAUCACCCGAUCAGACCUCUUUGCUGUCCGAGGUUCAUAUCAUGCUCCUUAAAGCUAUUCUUCGAGAAGAAGAAGCACAAGGCACUAUGUUUGCACCAUUAGAUAUGCGAGACACCGUAAAUAUUCAUUUUUAUUUAAUAGACAGCAUGACCUGGCCCGCUGUAUUACAAAUGUAUUUAGGGAGUGAUCCCGAAUAUAAGGAUGUUUUACAUGUGGUAAAAAACUGUGAAUAUCCUUUUACAAUUGUGGAAAAUCGUUUAAUGGUGUUAGAGUUCUUAUGUGAUAAUUUCUUAACAACUUCUCCUGCGAGAGACGAUUUAAUUUGUGAAGGUAUGAUUUAUCAUGAUGAUCAUUGUCGAUCCUGUCACAAACUUGGUGACUUAUUGUGUUGUGAGACAUGUCCAGCUGUGUAUCACUUAGCGUGCCUUGAUCCACCUUUAGAAGAAGUUCCAUCUGAAGAUUGGACUUGUGUUGUUUGUAGAGCUAAUCAAGUUCCAGGUGUUACCGAUUGUAUUUCUGAAAUAGAAAAAAAUAUGCUUUUAAGUCGGCAAGAAUAUAUUGGCCUAGAUCGUCAUGGUCGAAAGUACUGGUUUUUAUGUCGAAGAAUUGUUGUAGAAGAUGAUGAUGCUUGUUUUUAUUACACUACGAAACUUCAAUUUCAAGAGCUCAUGGAAGCUUUGGAUGAAAAUGAAUUGGAAUAUGAUUUGUUUAGAGCUUUAGAAGAUAUAAAAGAUGAAAUAUUGCGUCAAAUGGAUAUCACAGAAAAACUAACCAACAGUGCUAAAGGAAAUAAGAAAUCUUAUUUAGAAGUAGAAAAUGCUUCCCUGGCCAAAAUCCAAAGUGAGAGAGCUAUUCAGAAAGCUAAAGAAGAAGAGGAAAGACUUAGGCAAGCUGAAGCUGAAAGAGAAGCUGCAUUAAUGGCAUCUAGUCUUUCUGAUUCUGGCAAUGAAAACCAUUGGGGUAACUUAUGCUCUCCCAAUUCUAAUAUGAUGGAUAGUGAUCAAGGUGAGGAACAUAAUCUUACCUCUUCUACAACUGUUGCAGGCACACCUACUAAAACAGUUACUAUUGUUAAAAUCGGAAGCAAUGAGGAAGGAGAGAUCAGUAUCAAAGAUGAUCCAAAACCUGAAAAUAGUGAUGAUUUCAAUGAUUCUGAGGAUAGCAAACUAAGAAGUAUCAAACAAGACAAUCUAGAUAGUGAUGAAAACAGUAGAUCAAAUGAGGCUGGGGAUCAUGCUAACAUGGAAUCAAAUGAGGAAUCCAGUAAUCCUGCUUCUGAUAUGAACAAUUCUGAAGACAUGUCCAAAGACAAUUCUGAAAGUGGGGAGAAAUUAGACGAUUCUGACGCAAAGAAAGGUGUCAACUUGAAAAUUUUUGCCAAAGGCGGAAAAGGGAAUUUUAUUCAUCUGGAGAAGAAAGAGGAUGAUGACACUGACAGCCAGAAAGGUGGAAUAGUGACAAGGUCAAAAACAGGAGCUAUUACGCCUAGGAAUUUUGCUUUGGAUAAAAAUGAAAAACCGCUUGUUGGAAACUUUGUUAAAACUCGAAAGAACGGGGAAGAGUCUAUCAUAAUUGUCAGCAAAGAUGGAGAGAUUACUCGCAUGACAACACGUUCUAAGAGUUCUUCUUCUUCAUCAUCUGGCCCUACACUCUUUAAGUUAGGAAUCGAGAGUAUUGGGAAAAGUUAUGCCAACCAGUUUCACUCCAACACGUUAGCACUUAAUAAGCACCAGCAUGCCGAAGACAGAGAUAAACGACGCCAUCUUUCUCAUAAAUUUAGUUUAACUGCGGCCAGUGAAUUCAAAUGGCAAGGAACCACUCAUGGAGGUCGGGAUUUUACUGUUGCAACAUUAAGACAAGCGAUUCUUCAACUCGAGAACAAUAUACCAGCCUAUCUUUUGCAUGCUUAUUGGACCAUUCAUCGCAGCAAUUGGCUGAAAGCUGUUAACAAAUGUACUUUGCCCAAAGAAUUCGCCCUGGCAUUGAGCAUAUUGGAGGCUGUAAUGAAACCUGUCCUCUUUACAACUGUGUGGAAUGACUCAUUAGGGCAUAUUAAGUUUCAACGCACAACUGCAAUUGACAGAGAAGAAAGAAAAAAACAAGAAAAAAGGGAAAAACGAGAAGGUCCCGAAGAAGAAGUUGACAGAACUAUAUGGGUUAAAUACACUUUGGGAUUAAAGCAUCAGGUGUGGAAGCAAAAAGGCGAGGAGUAUCGUAUAACAGGCCAGGGAGGUUGGAGGUAUAUUAGCUACACUCGAACAUACAAAUUUAAACCUUGCUGUGAAAGUGGCUUGAGAGCUGGUCCUUGCAAAGUGGUUGUCGUGGAAAAAGGAGCAGAACCAAAAGUCCUAGAUACUAAAGAAUACUUAAGAAACAUUGACUCAACUCCAGAUGAGGAGCGAUUUUUUCCAGUUUCGGAUUCUUACUCUGAUUUGACUCACAUAAAAACAGAAGUGGAUUUAAAUUCAAGCGUAGAAAAUGAAAACAUUGAUGUUGAAGAUAUUAAGCCAAAAGUUGAAAUAGAAGCAGAUAAAAAACCAGUCAUUAAAAAGAAAUAUGUUCCACAUAAAGCAGGCAUUCUCACAUCAUAUUGUUUGAAUCCUGAUUUGGAUGUGGAUCUAAUUAAUGUAUCUGAGGGUUUAUCUGAAUCAGUUAGGGUGACAUACCCGAGAUUACCAAAGUCUAGUAAACUCGAUGACUUUUUAGAAAUCAGGCUUAAAACUAUUGAAACUCAAUCCAAAACCCCUGAACCAGAUGAAAAGAAAACACCAUCAAAUCUUGUUAAAGUUGAAGUCAAAUCUGGAAAUCUAACAUCUCAAACAAGUGUGAAAUUACUUGUCAAGAAAGGUGCCACCGCAACUGAGAUAUCCCGUGCAAUCGCAAACAAGCUCGGCAGAAGAGAUUUUUUCAAACCUAAAACUGCCCUAGCUAAAGCUUUAGCAAAUGGUGAAAUUGGAACAUCAGAGGAUUCCCCUUUAAAGUUAGCUACAUCUAUGUUCAGAUCUCCACGAAAAUGCUAUUCUCCUUUGUGUAGGCUUGAAAGUUCCCAAUCUAAAUUAGGUCAGUGCAAUUGCUAUUCUCCAUCCUGUAAAACAUUUAGAUCGAGUCAAGUAUUUAUAUUUAGGAAAGGCUCCGACCAAACUGUUACAAAAUUCAAUCUAAUAAAUGCUGCCAAUCUUGAUAAGAAAAUAAUAACUAAGGAUGGCUCCAAUGUCGUAAUAAAACAAAUUUCAAAUCGUAGUUUAAUAAACAAUGAAAAAUUGAAUCGUAGUUCGCCUCCUCCACUACAGCCAAUUGCUGCUAAAAUUGAAAAAAUGGAUGAAGAUGAAAAGCCUUCUAUUGAGGCUAAAGAUAUUGCUGCAGAUGAGGAAUCAAAACCUGUCGUUAAACCGGCAAUCGACCAAGGUACAAAGGGAAAAGCAUUCUUGGGGAAGGCAAGAACUUCUAAGAAACCUAAAAAGAUUGGAAAAGGCAUUUUGCCACCUUGUAACCGGUUCACUACUCCUUCAAAAAUCAAAAGUAUUCUUGCUUUGCCUCCUCAUGAAGUGAGACGAUUAUCUAGAAAAGCUGGUCAGCGUGAGACGUCUGCUUUUAAUUAUAAUGCCAAGAAUAACCAGUAUAUUUGGCCCUAUGGUACCUGUCCUAGACCUUCCUUUAAGCUUUCUUGGCAAUUUAGAACACAGACAUUGUUCAGCAUUCAUGAAGCUUCAUUGCAGUUGCGCGUGAUUUGGUCCUGCAUUCGAUGGGAUGAUGUUCAGGCUAAACCUCCACCUAGUGGCACAAAUACAAUAUCCACUGAAACAGAAGUGCAAACCAUGGAACUGCUUCAGCGGAGAGAUGUUGGAAUGUUUGGCCUACGUUCUGAAUAUCUUGUACGAAGAAUAACUGUACCCAUUGAUCUCCCUACUAAGCCUAGAGUGAAGUCAACUCCUCAAAGAAGUGGUUUGCGAGAACGUAGAAGACCAGAGUCACCUGAAAACAGACUACCUACGGUAUCUGAAAGUUGGGUACCUGAAGAAGAUCUUGAACUUUGGGAAAUCAGAGAAUUUGGUGAAAUGGUUGAGAAAAAGAAACGAGAACAUUUGAGGGACCGGCAAGCACACCAACAUGCCCAACAGAGUGCAGAAAAAAUUAAAGCCCAAAUGGAAGUUCAACUUGUUCAACAGAGACUUGCACUUCAACAGAAAAGGCUUCUUGAAUCCUCAGGACAAGCAACUAAACUUCCCAAUAAAGUAACUCUCUCUCCUAAUCCAAAAACUGCAAAAAUUGUUUCUGUUACUUCUACCACAUCUUCUACCUCUUCUACUGUCACAAAGAUUUCUUUGGUUUCUUCUUCCGGGGCUUCGACAACAGCUACUACUCCUGUCACCAGAACGUAUCCAGGUGUUCGUAAGAUUUUCACCAGCCGAACAACUAAACCUGAAGUGAAAUCAUUAGCAACUCUUACAACUACAAAUGCAAAGGUAUCGACUGCAAUAUUGCCGAAGACACCUUUGGUUGUGAGAACUCCAAAUUCUGCUAAUCCUCCUGCGAGGCCUACUGUUCUGACCUUGGGUGGUCAGAUUGUGAGGCCACCGGUUGUUCAGAAUCCUACAACACCUGCAACUCCUAUACGUACACAAAUUCAAUUAAUCCAAGGUCCUAAUGGUCAACUUCAAGUGCGUGGAUUAUUGCCAGGUCAACAGUUAAUCAGACUUUCAGAUGGUAGGCUACAGUUACUUACUUUGCCUGUACAGCAAACUCAACCUGAACAACCUGCUAUACAGGCACCACAACAAAAUCAACCUGUGCAACUACCAGCUCUUAGGCCUGCUAUAUCUUUAGCCCCAGCUGUUUCUGCUACUACAAGUGCAGCUGUUGCUACUCUGGCAUCCGCACCCUCCACGCCCAUGUCCAUCACAAUGCCCUCUACUAAUCUUACAAAUAUAACUGCUACUCCUGGAACUAUACAACUUGUCUCCCAAGGGCAGACAGCACAAAUCAAGUUUCAGUCACCUGUUGCUAUUAGUCCAAAUUUGGUCUCUGCCUCUGGAGCCCCUGGUACUGUUACUACAACAGCUUCUAAAUUAAUCCAAAUCAGACCUCAAACAUCUAUUGUACAACAAGCUACUAGAACAGUGAGACCUCUUGUUGCUGCUGGGCAGCAGGUGCGACUUCAAACUGCAGCUGUGACUAUUCCAGGUUUGGGGACUGUUGUUCAACCUGGUGCUCCAUCUACUACUACUCAAGUUGCUGUUGCGUCUAGUCAAAAUCAAGUUGCUGGGCAAACCAAUAAAAUAAUUUUGCCACCUGCUCCAGUGAAAGUAGCAGCCACUGAAGCAAAACAAAUUCUCACAAGUCCAACAAAAGUUGUUACUGUAACUAACAAAACAGGUGAUGGCGUUGCUACAUCACAGCAGUUUGUCCUAACAAAUGCAAUCAAACAGCAAAUUGUUCGUCAAGCUUUAAUGAAUCAGCAUGCCUCACCUGAAAUACAGCAAAAGUUGCUAGCCAUGCAACGGCAUCAGCAACAACAAAUGCACAAACAAUUGGAAGCAGAGGGCAAGACAACUCCAACACCCAUUAAAAUCACUGGACCUUUAACAUCUGUCCUUAUUGAUAAGAAUAAAACUAAAGUUUUGACACCUGAACAAAGGGAAGACACUCAGAGGCUAUCGAUCUGCCAGGUUGUGUUAAAAGGUCUUGUGGACAGAGUCGAAAGAGAAGAAAAAAAUUCUCAGCGUAAACAGAAAAUUAAGGAAACUGCUGAAGAAAGAAAAGUGAGAGCCAGUAAUGUUAAACUUCAGAACCUUCUUGGCAAACAUACAGAGCUCUUGAGGAGAGAUAUUCUCAAGAAAAGGGCUUUGAUGGAAAAAGAGAUUCAAGUUGAAAUACAGGCUGAAGUACAGGCUGAAAUUAAGAGACGAGAGGCUAUGACAGCAGCUGUACCUCCUCAAGUUAUUACAUCACAACCGCCUGUAGUUCAGCAAAAGACUGUUAAAGUGGUGAAACAGCCAACUCCCAAACAACCUAUAAAAGUUGUUAAACAGCCUCCUCCCAAGUCACCUAAACAGAUUCCAAAGCCUGUUCAAAUAAAGAAGAUUGAAAAAGAAGUGAAAGAAGAUAAGAUCCCUCCUGCUAAACAACCUCCUAAGAAAAGGAAAUCCUUAUCGAGUAGUGAAGAUGCAAAUAAUAGUGGAGUGGAACAGAGGCCAGCUAAAAGGCAAAAAACUGCUCCAGCUACUAAAGCAGUGGAUCAGAAAUCUCUGGACCAAAGAAAGCUGUAUUGUGUGUGCAAAAAACCAUAUGACAGCAAGAGGUUUAUGGUUGGCUGUGACAUGUGUUCCAAUUGGUUUCAUGUAGAAUGUAUUGGAUUAACAGAAGUAAAAGCAAAAUCUAUGUCUAGAUACGUCUGCAAUGAUUGCACUAAGGAAACCGAAACUGCUGCUGAAGAAUUGUAUUGUCUCUGCCGAUCACCAUAUGAUGAGUCUCAGUUUUACAUUUGCUGUGAUCGAUGUCAAGAUUGGUUCCAUGGAAGGUGUGUUGGUGUUCUUCAAAGUGAAGCAGACUCUAUAGAUGAAUAUAUUUGCCCCAACUGUCAAAGCAAUACCGAUAUCAACCAUGCCAAUCUCAAGUCAUUGGAUAAUAAAGACUAUGAGAAUAUGAAACGGUUACUCAAAACGUUAAUGUCACACAAGCAUGCAUGGCCAUUUAUGAAACCUGUGGAUCCUGUCGAAGCUCCUGAUUACUACAAGGUUAUUAAAGAGCCAAUGGAUUUAAAAACCGUUGAACAGAGACUAAAUCUGCAUACUUAUAAGAAACUUGCUGAUUUCAUCGGUGAUAUGACCAAAAUCUUCGACAACUGCAGAUACUACAAUCCGAGGUCGUCUCCCUUUUACAACUGUGCAGAAAUGCUGGAAUCUUUUUUUGUACAAAAAAUUAAAUUAUUCCGUGAAAGCAUAACGUGAAAACAUUGUCCAUUCUCAAAUGAUUCAUGGCUUUUCUGCCUAUAUAUAUUUGUAAAAUUUAUUAAGUUGCCUCUUUUAAUAAGGAAGCAGUUCUAAACACUGAAUUGUACAAAUGUGCGGAAAUCUUCUUUCUGGGAAGGAGAUAUCCGAUUUAAAACUUGAGUUCAAAGGCCAUUUUUUUCCUCGUCAUUCACCAUUUUGGAUAUCUCUGCAUUAGUACCUGUCAAAAUCGAUGAGAUGCUUUCUGAAAGAUUUAAUUGGUUGGGAAGCGAUGAUACCGAUUGGAAGUGUCUCAAAAGGAGGAAGCACUUUUAAAGGACCCCUAUUUGCCAUUGCACUUGUAAAAUAUUGUUAAUUUUGGUGAACUAAAGGUUUUAAGCUUAAAUUUUAUGAAUAACUUUUUGUACUAUUCAUGCAAUAUCUCUCCAGUGACAGUAAAAAAUAAAACAUUGAAUCAUUGUUAUUUAUCUGUAACUGUUUCAUAGUCAGGCAUCAGUCUUAAGAUGAAUCACUUAUAUAUCAGAUGAAAUGAGUAUUGUGAGAAAAAAAAAGAUGUGUAAAUAAUGUUAAUUUUAAUGUUUCAACAAGAAAUGCUUAGUCUGUGCUUUUUAGUAGUUUAGUUAUAGGUUCACUUUUCAAAAACAUGUUUAUUAUUAUUUAUUGAUUGACAUACAACCACUAUUAUAACUUGAAUUUCAUGAAUUAUUUUUUCCCUUGAUAAUCAGUUUACGUGUAUGUUAGUUGCUUUUUCCUUUUCUAUAAGCGCCUGACUUAAAAAUUUAUUAUGUCAUUUAAAGAAUUAUUAGUGACCGGAAUGAAUAUUGGCUUAUUUUGUAAGGGAAAAUCAUGUUAUAAUAAGGUAAAUAUUAAAAUUAUUGGUAUUGUUGUUAGACAAAAUUGACGUAAUAUCGAAAAUUUUUGACUAAGUACCCAUUAAGUGUUGAUUUGUGUUUCUAAGUGUUUGAUGUGAGAAAAAGAAAAUGGUAAUUAUUUUAAAACAACAGCGCCGUUGUAGUAGAAGGUUAAAUUUUUCAAAUUGUGCAUGCAUUGGUCAAAGAAUAUCAAGCGUGUAAAAUCUAUCAUAAUGGGUUGGUCAUUGCAAAUAAGGCACCAUGAAUAUAACUAUUUAUUGCGUGCAGAUAAUUUAUGUAAUGAGCAAUAAAUCCCUCCUUUUUAAUGCAGUAUUGGUACCAUUUUAAAUAAAAUCCAUACUUCUGAAAAAGUUAACCUUCAUUGUAGCAGUAAUUUAUUUGUGAACAUUCUGUAUUAGCUGCAUAUGAAUAGAUUUAUCUUCACUCAAUAUGAAAAAAUACUCUGAAAUAUUUUAUUGCUGAGAAAGUUUACUGAUGUUUUCUUGUCAAAUUAUUAAUUUAUAUUAAUAUUAAAAUACUAUGAAAAAAUUGACUUCUUAUUUAUUAACGUAUUGAUUGAUGUUUCAUUUUUAGAUGAGUUAUAAAUGAAAGAUGUAACGAAUAUUCUGUAUUCGGCCCUCUUGCGGAAUGUUCAGCAAAGUUUUUUUUUUUAACUUUUUUUUCUUCUUUGAAAUUUGAAUUGACUUAAUAAAGAGUAUAAUCUGAAAUCGUAUUUUUUACUAUACAUUAUUAAGAAUAGUUUUUAACACUUAUUAAGCUCUAAAACUUAAAAAUUUACGUUCUGAGAAACAAAUGGAAAAGCAAAGUUUAAAUAAUUGAAACUAAAUUACUUUAUACUGAACCUCAAGUUUUGUGCAACAGAUUUUUAAAAAAAAUGAUAUUCGGGCAUGUCAUUUUUUCAAAGUUUUUUGUUUUAAUUAUUGAGAAUACUUAUGUUAUGCUUGUUUUGCUCUGUUUUUGCUGUUUUCUGUUUUUAUUAUAGCAUAGCGUUUUAACGGAGCAUCUCUGAUAGGCUUAAAUCUUUUAUUGUUACUUUUUUCCUGUGCAGCAAGGUAGAUAACCGGCAGUGUAAACUGUUAUUUUCAAUGUUAAAGUUAUAUUUUGAAAACUAAGAAGAAAAUUUUUUUUUGUUACAUUUUCUUUUUAUCGGCGUUAUCUAAGAAGUGAAGUUCUUUUAUCGUCCGUUUUUUCUAUAUAAAAAAAAAAUAGCACUGUUAACUUGAAAUUUUAUUUUCGCCGUUGAAUUUUCCUUUAAUAAAUCUUAAAUAUUUCUACGGGAUAACUAUUUUAGUUUUUCUUUUCAAUGAUAUAGCUAAGUUUUAAUUAUUAUUCACUGACUAAACUUAUUUAUAAAUAAAAAUAAUAUUUAUCAAUGAUUUUUUUAAAUGUGGCUAUUCGACUGCCGAAUAUUCGGUAUUUGUCCAAAUCACUGUUCCUUAUAUCUCUGUUAUAAAUGUAUCUUUUAUCUAAACAUGUUUUAGAUAAAGCCAUUAUUUCCUUAGAGCAAAAUUUGCUGACUGCAUUUAUUAUCAAAUAUUAGUAGUUUCCACAAACUGAUUUUUUAAAUUUUUAUGUAUAUGUACUGUAUAAAUUAGCUUUAAUCAUAAAAUUUCAUUUCCAAACGUAUUGUGCAAUAUUAAGAUUAUUUUUCAGUAUGCAUUAAAUUACUUUGACUAUUAAAAAUUAUGUUCUACAAUGAUGUGUGUUCCCAUUUAAAAUAAAAUAAUGCUAAAAAAAUCUUUAAUUAUGUAUUUCCUGAAAUACGAAUAAACAAGCUUUUUUGUCUUUUAAUUGUUUCCACUAUAAUUGUUUCCACUGUUUUGUUUUCCACUAUAAAAAAAUAAAUUAAAAGCAAAGAUUUUCUUUUUUUGGUUCAAAAAACCAAUGAUUGUAAUACAGUAAAGUUA